CAGACCUCCUCAUAGAUUUUUCUUGAAUCAUGAGAGAUGAAAUUGCAACAACAGUUUUCUUUGUCACAAGAUUGGUGAAAAAACAUGGUAAAUUGAGUAAACAGCAAAUAGAAAACUUUGCAGAAAAGCUGAUGACUAUCUUGUUUGAAACAUACAGAAGUCACUGGCACUCUGAUUGCCCUUCUAAAGGGCAAGCCUUCAGGUGUAUCAGGAUAAACCAUAAUCAGAAUAAAGAUCCCAUUCUGCAAAGGGCUUGUGCUGAAAGUAAUGUGGAUUUUUCCCACCUGGGACUUCCAAAGGAGAUGACCAUAUGGGUAGAUCCCUUUGAGGUUUGCUGUAGGUAUGGUGAGAAAAAUCAUCCAUUUACAGUUGCCUCUUUCAAAGGCAGGUGGGAAGAAUGGGAACUCUCCCAACAAAUCAGUUAUGCUGUUAAUAGAGCCACACUGGACUACUCCUUCGGCACUUCCUCCGAUGAAGAAAGUUGUAACAAAGAACCUCAGAUUAUUCCUAAAGUUAGCAAUCCAAAGAGUAUUUAUCAGGUUGAAAACUUGAAACAACCCUUUCAAUCUUGGUUCCAAAUCCCCUGCAAAAAGACAAUGGUGGAUGGCCGUAUGGGCCUCCUAGCAAAUGCUUAUCAUGUGUUGCAUAAGAAUCCUAAGGGUCAGAGGCCUGCUGCUGUGCACCGGGUGGACAGGUACCACUGGGUCAACACAAACCGAUAAUGCAGCGGCUGGACACUUGGUGGGAAAGAGCUCAGAGGAGCCACUUUAUUUUCUCUAAAAACUACUCUAAGGUUGAGAGGCCCAGAAAAAAUAACCACAUUAGGGACCAGGGUGCAUGGUGGUGAAUCCUCUCACACAGAUCAUGACUAUGUUCUUAGCUGUACUUUUAAUUCUUAUUUAAUUUUAUAUGAACUUUUAUGUAAUACUAAUGAGUGUACCCAAUAAGGUGAUAGAAUGAAGAUAUUGACCUGUGAUAAGAUUCAAUGAAUUAUGAAAAGUAACAGUUUAAAUAAAUGUGUUGUGUUUUUAAUA
Messenger RNA from Rhinolophus ferrumequinum (greater horseshoe bat), 1034 nucleotides. RefSeq names its product BTG anti-proliferation factor 4 (gene BTG4). The record is from RefSeq and is a predicted model, not a curated record. Gene Ontology annotation, cellular component: nucleus; cytoplasm. The transcript is spliced from 4 exons. NCBI's taxonomy places the organism in Eukaryota, Metazoa, Chordata, Mammalia, Chiroptera, Rhinolophidae. Bases 30 to 722 code for a protein of 230 amino acids. Gene Ontology annotation, biological process: negative regulation of cell population proliferation; negative regulation of mitotic cell cycle.